Molecule: messenger RNA, 1977 nt
Organism: Physella acuta
Lineage: Eukaryota; Metazoa; Mollusca; Gastropoda; Physidae
Source: RefSeq, a predicted model, not a curated record
ACCUGUACACAUAAACGUAUGUGUAGUUUUAUUUGUUACGUGAAAAUGUCUUUGAAUCAGAAGUUGCAGUAGUCUAUUAACAUCGGAAACCAGAAUGGAUUGUAUUAGAAAUAGCUUUUGGAUACUUUUCAGCAUAAUCAUUUUAAUCGACGCAGCUCCCCCAACGUUGGAAGAACUAACAGAGCUAAAGUGUAACUCAGAAAAACCUUUCAAGUGCCUGCCGUACGGCGUCUGCUACAACGCAGACGAGUUCUGCCAUGCUGGAACUGUCGAGUCGUGUUUCCCUACGAACGUCACCACUGACCAGCUGGAGAACUGGUGCAAGACCACUGGUCAGUUCAGACCCGAGUUCAUGAGAGACCCCAAGCUCUGCGCUCUCGCUUGCCAGGCACGGUUCCCCUCACUCAAUCUCUCCAACGCUGUGGAUCAUCUGGUCAAGAUUAAAUGUCCACAUGACAGACCGUUUAAAUGUCUGCCAGACGGCAUCUGUCAUGGUUUUGAUGAGUACUGUCAUGCCGGACAAAACAAAUCGUGUUUGGACGUGACGAUGUCGGUGGAUGAACUGAAGCAGUGGUGUCAGGUCAAGGGACAGAGUGACGUCACGGCAAUGCCAGACCCAGCCUGCAAGUUUGCUUGUCAGGCGAAAUUUCCAUCGCUGCAUCAUGAAGGUGGUGGAAAUGCAGUUUGGCUUUAUUUAAGCAUAGGGUUAGUUGUUUUAAUCACAGCAGCCAUGGGCUACUUAGUGUGGAUGAGUCGAGAAAAGAUACAUAGCAGAUUUUGUAAGAAGAAAACAGCUGGAAAUGCAUUACCAGGAGGACCAGAAGGCGAAAAUAAUGCAAAUAAUGCUAAUUUGGAACAAGGUGAGAGAGAAGGCAUGAUACAAAAAACUGAAGGGGAUAUCGCGAAAGGUCAGAAUCGGGCAUUGAAUAGUGCAGCAAGAAAAACUGAAGAGGUAGUAAUUGAUCUUGAGCCUAUUGUUGAAGCGAAUCCACUUUUAAUUCGAGAAAAGCCCGAUGAAGAAGCAGAUGCAAAUGCAAAACAUGAUCAGGAAGUCUAAUUAUAAUAUGUCAUAGUAUAUCCAAAUAUGCCUACAAGAAAAUAUAUUUUUGAGGGGAUUUUUUUAAAAAAUCAAGCGAAUAAUAAUGCAUGUAGGUCUAAAUAAUAUGUUUUGUAUGUUACAAAGUUUAUUUUAAUUUAGGCUGUCGCUUGACCUACUUUUAAAAAAAAUGUUGUUAUGGUAAUGAUUUCCAUUUAUUCAAGUUUUUAUUUUUAACUUUCUGUCUGUCUUUCUGUCUGUCGACAAAGAUCGAAACUGCCAAGCGAAAUUUUGAGCACUUAUAACUGACCGAUUUGGCGCGUGACAAUGCAAUCGGACAUCUAAUUUGAAUUAAUUGGAUGCCUAAUUAAUUUUUUUAUGAAUUAAUUAAAAUUUUCUAAAUAAAGUAGGGGGACUUACUAUUAUACUAUUAUACUUGCCUGAGGCUUGACCUACUUUUUUUUUACCGUCGUCAUGGUAAUGAUGGCUGCCGAAAACCGAGAUUCCGUUUUUCUUAAACAACGUUUAAUGGUUAUUUCAGAAAUAUAUCUUUUAAAUCGUUAUUUUUGCGUAUUAUUCAACGAUGCCAGUCUAGUUUUAACGAUGGUUGAUUAGUGUUUGAUGCAAACUUGCCACUUGUACAUUUGUUUUUGUUUAAUCGCUUGGAAUAUCGAGCAGAACGUAAUAAAAAUAUGCUAACGUGAAUUGCUUUAUCUAAUAUUGUUCUAAACGUACUAAAAAUAUAUUCUAAACUAUAGAAAAUUAUAACUUGCUUUCUACAAAACUAAUUUCAUUAAUGUUUUAACAAUCAUCCAGGGUAAAAACAAAACCUGUAAAAAAUAACUUGAUCGGGACAAGAGCCAAUUAAGCCCGCCCAUUUUGCCGGCUGUGUAUUUAAAUGAGAAGAAAUCGAACAGAUGACAUAUUUCUACUGAACGGUC